Fundulus heteroclitus (mummichog) is the source of this 3752-nucleotide messenger RNA. Its product is annotated as rho GTPase-activating protein 20. The coding region runs from base 170 to 3511 and encodes 1113 amino acids. Gene Ontology annotation, molecular function: GTPase activator activity. The transcript has 16 exons. The record is from RefSeq and is a predicted model, not a curated record. Lineage: Eukaryota; Metazoa; Chordata; Actinopteri; Cyprinodontiformes; Fundulidae. Gene Ontology annotation, biological process: signal transduction.
UGAUCACUUCUAGCUGAACCUUGGGUUAACUCACCAUGUUUACACCGUGGGCUAACUCACAUUAGAGUAGCAGCGACAUGUGAAACAUCACAUUUGCCUCUGACCUUUAAAGUACCUCUUGGGUCAAGUUGAUGCGUCAAGCGAGAAGGAAGAAGCGUUGGAAGGAGGAAUGUCGGGAGACGGCGAAGGGGGCCGUGUUACUUUUCUUCGCCAUGCCCAAGGCUGCUCAUUAUCAACAGGAGGGGAGCAAAUGAAGUUUCAGAGUUACCGGCGUCAGUCUGCACCGUCGCUGGUCAUCACCAAGGCUCUCACCAGGUCCAAAACUCUGUCCAGAGAGAGUUUCCUGGUUCCUGCGUGUCCAGAAACCUGUCCGCUGGUCCAGUCCUUUCUGACCGGCUCCAGAAGGUUCUUCCUCCUCUACGGACACGCCCAGCUGAAGACGGGCAUGCAGACCCAGGACAGGCACCUCUUCCUGUUCACUGACAUCCUGGUGAUCGCCAAAGCCAAGUCCGCCAACAACUUCAAGCAGAAAGCCCAGGUGUGGGUGCGUCAGAUGUGGACGGCAGGCUGCGCGGACGAGGUGUGCGAGGGGAGCACGGAGCCGGAGCGGAGCUUCGUCAUGGGCUGGCCCACCUGGAACUGCGUGGCCGUGUUUGGCUCCGCUAAGCAGAAAGAGCGAUGGUUCUCCCUCCUCAAGAGUCGGAUAAAGGAAGAGAAAGAGAAGGAGGAGCCUAAAACCAUCCCUCUGCGGGUCUACGGGAAGGGACUGAACACUUUUGCCGUUACCAAGACCCUUCCUGUCAGCAACUGGGAUUCAGCCAACGAGGUGAUCCGCCUGGCCCUGCAGCAGUUUGGCAUCAUAGGAAAUGUCAAAGACUUCCAGCUGUGGGUCCUCUCCAGGAGGGACAACACGCCUUAUCCUCUCAUUGGUCACGAGUUUCCCUUCAGCAUCCAGAUGAGCCACGUGAGAAACUCGCCGGCUCAGGGCGGCGGCGGUGGCCGGGACGCUGCAGCGCCACUUGCAGACAGACAGGUCGCCGCGCAGGUGGAGCAGAUGCAGGUGUACAAGCAGUGUCAGUUCAUCCUGAAGCCGCGGCCCGUGGAGCCACCUCAGCAGCACGGACCUGCAGCAGGUUGCUCCCAGAAGUCAAUCAAAAGGAGGCGCUCGCUCAUCAACUGGGCCUUCUGGAGGGGCUCCUCGUCUCACCUGAACGAGCUGUCGCAGGCCGGGCUGGCGCCAGGCUGCCUGUUCGGUCUGCCGCUCAGUUCCGUCUGCGUGGAGGACGCUCUGCCCAAACCCGUCAUGGUCAGUGGCACCACUGCUGGACGUCCAGCCUGCUGUGGCACACUCGCACUUUUAAAGUUUUUUGUUUCUGGCUCCGACUGUUUUAAAAAUGGACGAGCUAAGGCCAGGAGACCAGCACACGUCUACCUUCAGUCAAUGUUUUCUUGUCUUUCUCAUUUUGAAGAAUGGGUAACGGGCAGAGCCAAUCUGCAGGAAGUUGAGCCGCUAGCGUUUCCUCUUCAGGACAUGCUGGUGUUUCUGUACCACGAGGGUUCGCGGACGCGGGGCAUCUUCCGCAGGUCGGCGGGCGCGCGGGCCGUCAGGGAGCUGAGGGAGUCUCUGGAUGCCGGACAGCCUCAGCUUCCUCUCACGCGGGACCACGUCUUCAUCAUCGCUGGCGUCUUUAAGGAUUUCCUGCGCAGGCUCCCCGGCAGCUUAUUGGGCGCUGAGGUUUACGAGGAGUGGAUGGACGUGCUGGAGGAAGAAGAGGAGGAGGAGGAACAGGUCCAAGACAUAAAGAGGAUGAUAUGCCGCCUGGCUAAAGAGAACGCGCUGCUGCUGCGCUACCUGCUGGCCAUGCUGCACGCCGUCCAGGCCAACGCCCAGGAGAACCAGAUGACCAGUUUUAACCUGUCGGUGUGCAUCGCUCCCAGCUUGCUGUGGCCUCCAGGAGCGCCCUGCAGUCCUGAGGUGGCGGGAGAAGGAACUAAAAAGGUCUGUGAGCUGGUGAGGUUCAUGAUCGAGCACUGCGUGCAGAUCCUGGGGGAGGAACCGUCCUGCCUGUUCGGCGGGCCUCCGCAGCGACGCAACAGCGAGGAGAGCGGAUCAGAGUCCUGGGUCUACCCUCUGACCGACUCGUCCUACGACAGUCUGGAGAACGAGCUGGACGACAGCAGCGGGGGCUCGCCGGGCCUCUGCAGCAGAAGGCCCCUGAGAGCCAAACCCCUGCAGAGCAGCCUGGACUCCAUCCUGACGUUCAGCGACUACGACCACGACACCGACCCGGACGUCCCUCACGCCGAGGCCCGAGGCCUGCUGGGAGUCCGGCUGCGCUCGGCGGACAGACGCAGGAGGCAGGACCCCCCGGCCGCGGAGGACUCCCCCUCCCUGGAGGCCCGGCGCUCCCAGAGGCGGAGCUCGGAGCCGGCUAUAGUGUACGCUGCCAGGCUGUGUCCGUACAUGUCCGGCAGCACGGACGGGCUGAGCUGCGAGGAGGAAGAACCGGCAGAGAGGCCCAGAGGUCGGAGCGCGAGGAGAGGAGGCGCUCUGGGGGCCAGCUCGUCGAGCUUGUCGUCUCCUCUCGGGUCCCCGGCGCCCGCUCACUCCUCCCUGGACUCUCUGGACUCCCUGAGCACGAACCCGAGCAGACCGACACAUCCACGCUCCAGCUCCGUCCUCCCUGCUCCGACCCCGAGCGUUUGUCCUAAAGACGCGGCGCCCAAGGAGCCCCUCCACAAGGGGGCGCUGAAAGGCUGCAUGGGCCUGCACCCAAACUCGUGGCUGAAGAAGGACCGCAGGCUGUCUCUGACUCAGCAAGAGAGCUUGGAGAAGGAGGAAGACCACAAGAGCGGGGUUGGCUCGGCUGAGAAAGGAGCAACAAGGCUGAUCUCCAACAGCCAGCCUAAAGCCAAAACAACCCGCCGAGGCUCAAAGGACGCAGGAGAGAAAGGGAACCACCGACCCGCUAAACUAGAGUCCUCCAGCCCUUCCUUGCUCCAGAGGGCGGCGGGGAGCCUUCGCCUACCCAAACCCAGCCGGCAGCCCACAGAACCUGCUGCGGCGGUCCAGAUCGGCGACGCGUCUGAAACGAAGCAGCAGCCGCUGUUCUACAAGCACAGCGGACCGUCUCUGUCCCUGUUCAGGCGGCACAAGACCCCCGCGGCGGAGGACUGCGCCAGCCGGCUGUACCGGCGGCGGGGCUCAGAACCGGAGCGGCAGGUGGCGGACCGAGCCGCCGCCGCCUUGGCCCGCGCCAGGCUGCCCAGCGACCCGGGGCUGGAGCCGCCCGAGGCGGAGCAGCCGGGCCGAGGCCGCCUCUCCCCCUGCGCCGCCAAAGCGGUGAGGGACUACUUCUCCUCCCACCCGGGCAGCACUCCUCACAGCAGCCAGGAGGUGGCACUGGCCCAGGGGGAGAGUCAAAGGGAGUGGUUAAAGAGAUGCAGCGAGCCCCCCGCAGCGGAGCCGGACUUGGAGCAGCUCCUGUUCGCCGAAGAGUCUUACGUCUGAUUGUAGGGAGACCAGAGCACACCCCCCCACAUGCGCCCUGUAACCACACCAAACCCUUCUGUAAACAUUUUAUCUGCUACUAUAACUUUUACUUCUUGCAGGUUGCUUAGUGCCUUUAAGGAGAUAUAUAUACAAAAAACACCUGCCAACUUUAAAAGCACCUGGUGAUGCCUUCUUUAUCAAUGAGUCCUGAUUUCAGAAAAGCCGAUAACCGGUCAGAGUGGAUGUUUUUUUCCUUUCC